AUGUUAAAAGCAAACUCCGCCAAUCGUGGAUUGCUGUUUGUGUUGGUCGUUGUGAUGGCUCUCGCAAUGGCUGGUACAGUGUUGGCAGAUUCGAAUGAGCCAUUGUUUGUUCCUCAUGAAGAUUUAUUGAUGAUUAGACAUUUGACAGCUUCGAUGAGAAAACAUUUGAAACACAAAAUGAAAGACUCUUUUGCAGAUUAUAAAACCAUUGAAGCAGAUUUCAAAUUUUCACAAAACUUAAAACCACUUUUACCACAUGUGAAAAGUAUUAUCGGAACUCUGUCAACAACAACACUCUCCAAAAACAAUACCACUUUGAGCUCAACAAGAAUUAAAUUAUCUCAAUCAUUAAAAGCUCAAUUAAAGUCUCUCCUCAACAGUAACAUUAAAAUACGAGAACUUAUUGAAAAUUAUAUCACAGAUUUGACCAUGGAAGGAAAGAUGAUUCAAUGGAGUGAAAAAGAUUUGUCGAAAAUUUUCUUGAAAUUAUGUCAAAGAGCUCAUCAAUGGUCGGUGAAAAAUGGAAAAUUGAAUGUUGAAGAAAGUAUUCGUGAUUCAGAUCGAUCGUAUUGGAGAGAGGUCAUACAAAUGGUUAAAGAGAUUGCAGGAUCUAGUCCUACUAAGGAUGGACAAAUGGUCGACGUGAAUUAUUGGAGAAGUGUUUCCAAAAUGAUGAAAGAAUUUGCUAAAUCUAGAGGAUUACAAACUACAACAAGUCCUGAUAAGAAUUAUUGGAGACAAAUUGCAUCUCUGAUCAAGGAGUUUGGUGGAAAUUCACAAAAAUUCAAUACUUCUUCAACAAACUCUCAACCAAACGAAGAGGAUGUAAAAUAUUGGAGACAAGUCAUUGCCAUGACCAAAGAUUUAUUUAUCUCCAAACCAACUUCUUCAGAAAGCGUAUCCAAUCAAGAAUACUGGAGAAGCAUAACAAAGCUCAUUAAGGAGUUUGGUGACAAGAAUUUAAAGCACAACAACACUCAAUACUGGAGAAGAGUUCUCAACAUGACCAAACAAGUGGCUCGUAAAAAGAAUGCAAAAUUCCAAUCUGAAGUGAAUUAUUGGAAGCGCGUCUCACAAAUGAUUAAGCAAUUUUCCAAAACUCAAAACAAGCGUCGAUAUAGAUCUAAAAAAUUACCAAGACGUUUAUGGAAGAAGAUUGCGCAAGAAGUGGACAAGCUUGUGGAUCUUAUUGUUAAAUAA
This is a messenger RNA of Naegleria lovaniensis, 1200 nucleotides long. RefSeq lists its product as uncharacterized. The transcript is spliced from 2 exons. Lineage: Eukaryota; Heterolobosea; Eutetramitea; Acrasida; Naegleriidae. The record is from RefSeq and is a predicted model, not a curated record. Bases 1 to 1200 code for a protein of 399 amino acids.